Messenger RNA from Saccostrea cuccullata (small rock oyster), 841 nucleotides. RefSeq lists its product as uncharacterized. The record is from RefSeq and is a predicted model, not a curated record. The annotation marks the transcript as partial. The transcript is spliced from 4 exons. NCBI's taxonomy places the organism in Eukaryota, Metazoa, Mollusca, Bivalvia, Ostreida, Ostreidae.
AUGUUGACGUUUACAAUAACUACCAUCAUAGUAGUGAUUGUUUGGCAUCAAGUCGGGAUACAGGCGUUUAGUAAUGUACCUGAAGAGGAAAAAACUCGUGACAAACGGAUUCUGUUAAAUGAUCCGUCCUUGCUUGAACAGAGACUUCAGCAGAUGGAUCACACAAUCCAAGGUAUGACGUCAGAAAUCCAGAGUAUUACGUCAGAACUCCAUCAAACCACGCAAAACCUUCGAGAUGUGACAAGCAAACUUCACCAAGCAGAGGCGGCCAUCAGUAAACUGACGUCAUCCAUUACAGGAAAAUUUACGUACGUGAGGUGGGGCAAACACGGAUGUGGAGCCAAUGCAACCUUGAUAUAUACAGGUCAAGUAGGUGGUUCCGCUUAUUCCAAAUCAGGGGGCGCUGCUAACCCACUUUGUCUUGUGCAUGACGUCACCUGGGUAUCUAACAAACCGGAAGGUUUCAUGGCUGAUAUAAGAGGUGCAGAGUAUCAGGACCACUUCUGGGGAACCGGAAGUUUAGACAAGGACGUGCCAUGCGCCGUGUGUUCGCCCAUUAAUGGAGCUACAUUAGAGCAAAAAGUCCAGAGUAUGAAAACCGAACUUAGCCAAGCCGAACAGCGCCUUCAACAGUUAGAGCAAAAAGUCCAGAGUAUGACAACCGAACUUAGCCAAGCCGAACAGCGCCUCCAACAGUUGGAGCAAAAAGUCCAGAGUAUGACAACCGAACUUAACCAAGCCAAACAGCGCCUCCUACAGUUAGAGCAAAAAGUCCAGAGUAUGACAAGCAAACUUUACCAAGCCGAGGCUUCUAUUAGUAAACUGACACACUCUAGAAAAG